AUGAAGCAGCGUUCUUCUAUUCAGGAAGGUCUCAAGGGCCCUGAGAACGGGCAGAAAGUCAGACAUAGGGAGACCCCGAGCGAGCGGUCAAAGGAGCCACACGGCACACGCUCAGGUAAUCGAGACUCUGUCCUGGGUUCUUGGAUGAAUAAGAUUCGGCCAUCCCGUGGCCAACAACCAUCUCCUAUCUCUGUCAAUCAUCGUCGACCGACGCCGAGCGCUCGAAGCAACCAGCAGAGUGUGUGCGCUGAACCCAGGGACGGCCGACGGAUCGAGAAUGCACGCCCCUCUCGAACUGAGUCGGAAUACAUUUGGAUGAUAAAAGAGAAGGAUGCGUGUAUCCAAAAGCUACGGGCGGAAUACAUCGAGUCUGUCAGAGAAUAUGAGGCGCGUAUUGCGGAUUACACGCGCCGGAUGGAGGAGCAAGAGCGGCACAUUACGGAAUUGGAGCAAGAGCGGACCAACCUUGAAAAAGACCUGGACAUCCUGAGGAAUGAACGCCAGAGACUGGAAUCUGUAGCUCUCGUCGCCCAGGAAGGCGCCCUCAAAGCGAUGGCAAAGGGAGGCCAUGUCCCGAAAGAGGACCGCGUGAUCAGGGACGAGCUGACGAGGCUGCAGGAUGCCGUGCGGCAGUGGGCCCGGAAAUACGCGGUAGAAGCCAUGGCUGACAUUGACGGUGUGCCUAGCCAGCAGAAGGACCAGGUGAUCAAGCAUUUGAAAGGCUACUGCAUUCAAACACGGUGGAGUGAUUUUCUCCUCAAAGCGCCAAUCCCUUCGAACAAGAUCCCAUUCGUCCUUGUCGAGGCAUUGCUUGCCAAGCAUAUAUUUGACCAGAUGUUCAUGGAUCCCUUCUUCCUGUUUCCGGAGUCGAGUGAUGGCUCUACACUUCCUGGCAGAGCCAACAUGCGCCUAUUAUAUGAUGCCAUGAAGCAAGCGGACCAGGCUAAGGCUCAUAUGUGGCGGUCGCAAAUCAUAAGCGUAUUGUCUGAUAGCAUGCAGAGUAGACUACAGGAGUUUGCCAGGGUGUGGAUGAGCGCCUUCCUCCGUAGCCCUGCUCAGCUGCUUCUUCACACGAUCGCAGACGAGUCAGGCCUGAGGACGCGCAGUGCAGAACUACAAAAGCUGUAUCACAGAGCAGGCAAGCUGGCAUUAUCCCUCUGGGCUCAGAGAGCGUCCAUCAAAUGCUAUGGCCUGUCCCAGUUGCAGACAUUUAGUUCGUCGUCCCCGAUGAUGAGCGCUCAUCGGCUGCAUCAGCUUGACGAAGACGAUGAAUGCCUUGAUGGCCGGAAAGUCCUGGCCUGUAUGCAGCCGGCCAUUUUGGCGUUUGGAAAUGAGAGUGGGGAGAAUUAUGAGACUAGUAAGGUAUGGGCCAGCGCCGUUGUUCUGGUAGCUGAGGAUGAAUAG
This is a messenger RNA of Aspergillus pseudoviridinutans, 1404 nucleotides long. RefSeq lists its product as uncharacterized. The record is from RefSeq and is a predicted model, not a curated record. Bases 1 to 1404 code for a protein of 467 amino acids. NCBI's taxonomy places the organism in Eukaryota, Fungi, Ascomycota, Eurotiomycetes, Eurotiales, Aspergillaceae. The transcript has 4 exons.